AUGCAAACCUUCACUGCAGAAGCUGGCGUCGCCUGGAACCCAGGAAGUUGGAGACACUUCCCCUGGGUUGCUGUUGCCAACCUACUUGGCUUUUUGGUAUGUUGUGGGGCACUCUCUGCGAUCCUGGGAGAAUCAGAUGGUAAAGAGGUCAACGCUUGGCCCCAUCCAUCUCACACUAUACCUGUGUCUGUCCUCUUAUCACUGAUUGUCGGUGUUGCCAAUUUGUGCCUUGCGGUGACCCUCAGCAAAGGUUACGAGAUCUCAUGGUGGACGCAGGCUUUGAAAGGGGCAGAGCUCCGGAAGCUUCACUUCGACUUGGAAAUCCAACGCCGCACCUCCGCGAUCCUCGGUCAGAACCGAGCGAAUGACAAAUUCGCGCUUGCUGCAAUUGUCUCCCUGAUAGUCAGUAUUCUGGAUGGCCCGCUGAUCCAGAGAGCUUCGACCGUCUCUGCGCACCUAUAUGGGCCCUCGCCAACGAUCACGAACGUCAACGUCUGGAAUACCUCAUUUCCGGCCAAUUUUAGCGCCUUUUCCGGCGGAGGCGAUACGCCCAACGUUCUCUCCCCGUUGUUUGGCAAUGUCAGCCGAGCAUACACGAAUCGCGAAGCCAUUUUGCUGCCGAUGGAGGAGGCCUGUAAUGCGAACACAACAUGCAUCUUCACGCUGCCGGCGCCAGGUUUCGACGUAAGCUGCAACGAUGACUCGAUAUCUUACGACUUCAACAAUAUCGGCGCUGCGUAUUUCGGGGAUCAGAUUGAAAACCCCAAUGGGUUAAAUAACCAGAUUACAACCUUCAAUGUCAACUUCACGUUUGGAGGUACAGAGGACAUCCUCCCCUAUAGCACGAUGAAUACAUCGAUCAUAUAUAAGGCCGAUGCAGGGUGUGCUGCGCAGAUGACAAGACGAACAUGUGUCAUGCGCCUGGCCACAAUCGGAUAUCCUGUAGCCGUAACCAAUGGUGUUGCGACAUUGAGAAGCUGGCAGAUGGGCCAGAAUGAAACAAUCGAGGUCACUCAGUUUUCGAAAGCCAACUCGCCUCUGCCCGGAUAUGACGUGCUCUACACGGGUAGCGUCGGAGCGGGAGGGUUUCAGACCAUGCUCGGGGGCAUCUUCUUUGUGGUGAAUUCACUCUAUGCUUCACACUUCGCCCUCUGUAUCGGAGUGACGACGAAUGGUUACCUCUUCAACGGCACGGAAAGGGCUGCCAGUCAUUACCUGAAUUCAGAUAUGUCAACAUACAGCAGAUGCAACAUGACAUGGGGAGAUCCUACCACCGAUAUCAUCAACACAGUCCGUGAACUGAUGCUGCGCAGCGCCGUUGCGUACUCAGACUACAACAGAACCGCAGGGUUGCCCCAGCAGCUGACAAUGCAAGUAACCAAGGUUUCGAGCGCAUACAACAGCCACUAUGAGUAUCUGGCCAUCACGCUGGCUUGCAUGAUUAUACAGGCACUCAUUGUUGGUUUUCUUCUCUUGAAUUGGCAUCAUCUCGGCCGCGACAUGUCGUUGGACGCGUUUGAGAUCGCAAGAGCCCUUGAAGCACCCUUGCUACAAGGCGAAAGCACUAACAGCAGCAUUCAGGAGGCGCUUUCAAUUAGGCAGCAUGAUAGACUACGUUAUGGAGAGAUCCUACCUCGACCCGUUGAGGCCGAGGUUAGUGACCGUGUCAAACAAAGCACAGUGCGGCAAAGAAUUGAAAAUGACAGCCCCUAUGAAAUGGAGCAGCUGAUUGCGCGGUAUGCUGAGCAUGAGAUGCAGGCCGAUGACAGACAGAUCCCGAGGCUAAGCCUUGCCCAGGAAGGGUUUAUAAGGAGCAUUCGGCCAGGGGUCCUAUAUUAG
This is a messenger RNA of Thyridium curvatum, 1839 nucleotides long. RefSeq lists its product as uncharacterized. The transcript has a single exon. NCBI's taxonomy places the organism in Eukaryota, Fungi, Ascomycota, Sordariomycetes, Thyridiales, Thyridiaceae. The coding region runs from base 1 to 1839 and encodes 612 amino acids. The record is from RefSeq and is a predicted model, not a curated record.